Cetraspora pellucida is the source of this 1026-nucleotide messenger RNA. Lineage: Eukaryota; Fungi; Glomeromycota; Glomeromycetes; Diversisporales; Gigasporaceae. The record is from the annotation of a GenBank genome assembly.
AUGAAGUCCCGGAAAGUUGAAGAAGAUGCUCACUGCAAUAAACAAUUUGCUUUGACAUUAUCGCAAAUGAUGAUAUAUCAUUUAGUUGAUUGGUCCAAAUUUUGGGAACAAAACGUAGAAAAAAGUUUAUCCCAUAGACCAAAGUGGAAGAAUAGAAAUGGUCGAAUUAAAAGGAUGUCGAAUCCUUUUAUUUUAAUGAAAACAGAUUUGGCAAAUGAGAUCAAGAACAUCAAGUUUCAAAACUUGGUCUCAUUAUUUAGAUUUUUAAAGAGCUAUAUGUGGCCUGAAAUUCUGAUAGGCAAUGAUGAUCUCCGGUCGAUUGUAGAAAAUAGUUCAUUAAACUAUAUAAUGUUUGAGCAGAUAGAUGAUAGAAUAACAAGGAUCUUCCUCCCUGGUGGCCCAAACCAGGAUGAAUUCACAAUCACCUGGGACAACAUCGAUUCACUCCUAAAUAACAAACCACUUUUAGAGGGAAAAAUCGAUGGUGUUGAUAUUUCUAUGAUUAGCAGUCGUGCUUGGACAAUUGCUAAAAACCUACAACAUAAUGAAAAAUAUGAUCGUUUAUUUGAACGAUUUAGAGAUAAAUAUAAAACUACAUUUCCGAAUCAAAAAUAUCAUAAUAGACGGUCUGGUUGGAUUAAUAAGAGCCCGACAGACUACAUCAAUAAAGAUACUUCAUUGCCUGCGACUAAUCAUGUCCAAGCAAAUGUUCAAGGUCCUCCUUUUUCAAUUCCUGCUUGUGUUCCUUUUCCUAUAUGUCUACCAAUCACCAACGACAUAGUUAUCGAUGAAAGCAAUAUCCAUUUGUCGGAAAGAAUAUUGUUACAAGGCGAGCAGACGCAAGUAAAUAAUGUAUCGCUUGACGAAAACAACGAAAACCUUGCGAGCAUCACAUUUCAGGGAUAUGUUCCGGUUUGGCCGACCGAAUAUCCACCAACUUUCCAUGAAAUCACGAUUGCAGAGGACCAAUAUUUGAGUCCAUCACUCCCAAAUUUAGGGAUGGCUAUGGUUUUUAAAAACCGAUGA